This is a messenger RNA of Dermochelys coriacea (leatherback sea turtle), 2873 nucleotides long. It is a transcript of the gene SLC9A3, whose product is annotated as solute carrier family 9 member A3. Gene Ontology annotation, cellular component: brush border membrane; apical plasma membrane. Gene Ontology annotation, molecular function: sodium:proton antiporter activity. The transcript has 17 exons. The record is from RefSeq and is a predicted model, not a curated record. Lineage: Eukaryota; Metazoa; Chordata; Testudines; Dermochelyidae. Bases 189 to 2681 code for a protein of 830 amino acids. Gene Ontology annotation, biological process: proton transmembrane transport; sodium ion transport; regulation of pH.
GCGGCGGGAGCCGAGCCGCAGCAUCUGCCCGCGUGCACCGCGCGCGUCCCGACCCCUGCCGGCCCCCAGCGGGGCGACAGCAGCUGCCCGCGCGCGUGGGCCGGGGGGUCACGGCGCCUGCACGCGCUGAGCCCGGGGCAAGGAGCGAGGGGCACAGGGCAGCCGCCGCGGGUCGGGGCGUUGUGCGGAUGAGCCUGGAGAUGAGACAGGUGCCCUGCGCCGAGGGGCUUCUGGCUCUUCCCGCCGGCCGGGCCCAGGAGAAGAGCGCGGGGGCCCACGCCGCUGUCAGCGGACCUCACGCCUUUCAGAUCGUCUCUUUCAAAUGGGGGCAUGUGCAGGAGCCCUACAUCAUUGCGCUCUGGAUACUUGUGGCCAGUCUGGCCAAAAUCGUUUUCCACUUGUCCCACAAAGUCACCCGCGUGGUUCCAGAGAGCGCUCUGUUGAUUGUCCUUGGCCUCUUCCUGGGUGGUAUCGUGUGGGCUGCAGAUCACAUUGCCUCCUUCACCCUUACACCAAAUGUAUUUUUCUUCUACCUGCUGCCACCCAUUGUUCUAGAUGCUGGAUACUUCAUGCCAAACAAAUUGUUUUUUGGAAACCUUGGUACCAUCCUUCUGUAUGCAGUAAUCGGGACGGUAUGGAAUGCUGCCACAACUGGCAUGUCUCUCUAUGGUGUCUACCUGAGCGGAAUAAUGGGCCAACUCAAGAUUGGGCUUCUGGACUUUCUUCUGUUUGGCAGUCUGAUAGCUGCAGUGGACCCUGUGGCUGUACUGGCUGUGUUUGAAGAAGUUCAUGUCAAUGAAGUUCUGUUUAUUAUCGUUUUUGGAGAAUCGCUGCUGAACGAUGCUGUAACUGUGGUGCUGUAUAAUGUGUUUGACUCUUUUGUUGCAAUGGGAGCUGAUAACGUGACUGGGGUGGACUGCGUAAAAGGCAUUGUGUCUUUCUUUGUGGUGAGCCUGGGAGGAACAUUUGUUGGCAUUGUCUUUGCGUUCCUGCUCUCGCUGGUCACUCGCUUCACCAAGCAUGUCCGAAUCAUUGAACCUGGAUUUGUGUUUGUGAUCUCAUACCUGUCCUACCUCACAGCAGAGAUGCUUUCUCUUUCUGCCAUCCUUGCGAUAACUUUCUGUGGUGUCUGCUGUCAAAAAUACGUCAAGGCUAAUAUUUGUGAUCAGUCUUCUACCACCGUGAGAUACACCAUGAAAAUGUUGGCAGGUGGAUCUGAGACUAUUAUAUUCAUGUUCCUGGGAAUUUCAGCUGUAAAUCCAGACAUCUGGACUUGGAACACAGCUUUUAUUCUAUUGACUUUGGUCUUCAUCUCAGUGUACAGAGUCAUUGGUGUAGUGAUACAGACAUGGGUUCUAAACCACUACAGAGUGGUCCAGCUGGAAAUAAUAGACCAAGUGGUAAUGUCGUAUGGUGGACUACGGGGAGCUGUUGCUUUUGCUCUAGUCGCACUUCUGAAUGAGAAUAAAGUGAAAGAGAAAAACCUAUUUGUCAGCACAACUAUCAUUGUUGUGUUCUUUACCGUUAUAUUCCAGGGUUUGACAAUCAAGCCUUUGGUACAGUGGCUAAAAGUGAAGAGAAGUGAGCACCGAGAGCCCAAGCUGAAUGAGAAACUCCAUGGCAGAGCUUUUGAUCAUAUUCUUUCUGCUGUUGAAGACAUAUCUGGACAAAUAGGACAUAAUUAUCUGCGAGACAAGUGGUCCAAUUUUGAUCGGAAAAUCCUCAGUAAAGUCCUGAUGAGAAGAUCUGCUCAAAAAUCAAGAGACCAGAUUCUUAAUAUUUUCCAUGAGCUCAACCUGAAGGAUGCUAUUAGCUAUGUGGCUGAGGGAGAGCGUAGAGGUUCCCUGGCUUUUAUUCGUUCACCAAGUACUGACAACAUGGUCAAUGUGGACUUCAGCACUCCUCGACCAAGUACUGUAGAAUCUUCUGUCUCCUGUUUACUGAGAGAAAAAGCCAGCUCGGUUUGUCUUGAUAUGCAAGCCUUAGAGCAGAGGAGAAAAAGCAUACGAGAUACAGAGGAUACCGUCACUCACCACACACUGCAGCAGUACCUCUACAAACCCAGACAAGAGCACAUACAUCUGUACAGUCGGCACAAGAUCAUUCAGAAUGAAGACGAAAAACAAGACAAGGAGAUUUUCCACAGGACAAUGAGGAAACGCUUAGAGUCUUUCAAGAGUACCAAACUAGGAAUAAACCAGCCCAAAAAGCUCAACAAAAGCCACAAGAGAGACCGGGGCCAAAAAAGGAGAACUAGUAAUGCCAUACCAAAUGGAAAAAUACCUCCAGAAAAUCCAGUGCAAGAUUUUACUUUGAAGGAAAAAGAUGUGGAAUUUUCUGAUCCAGAAGAAAAUUAUGAAUCUCUGCAUACAGACAAAGGAGUUGACUUUUUAGCUAAUGUCACUAAGCAGAAUUGCACAGAUGCUACCUCUGGAAUUGAUAAUCCAGUAUUUUCAGCUGAUGAUGAUCAAAGUAUCUACAUGAAGUUCCCACCAUGGUUAUCUGAUGAAGAUUCUGUAGUACCAUCACAAAGGGCCCGAGUACAGUUACCGUAUUCUCCAAACAACUUCAGACGACUCACCCCGUUUCGCCUCAGCAAUAAAUCUGUAGAUUCCUUUUUGCUAGCAGAUGGCCCAGAGGAGCGACCCAGAGCUUUCCUCCCAGAAACAACGCAUAUGUGACACGAGCCAUAGUGCUGCAGUGACAGGAUACUCUUUCUCAGAUGAGAAACUGCUGCCUUGGAAACCUGACCAAGCAAAACAAAAUACCUCUGUUUCAGAGAAACACCUCCACUUCAUUCCAUCUUGCCUUCAAAGGCCCUGGGCACAAAGCUGUUCUUCACUGGAACACCAAGGAAAUAAAACUCUUUCGAC